This is a messenger RNA of Scatophagus argus, 1545 nucleotides long. It is a transcript of the gene tspan33a, whose product is annotated as tetraspanin 33a. The record is from RefSeq and is a predicted model, not a curated record. NCBI's taxonomy places the organism in Eukaryota, Metazoa, Chordata, Actinopteri, Scatophagidae. The transcript has 8 exons. Gene Ontology annotation, cellular component: membrane. The coding region runs from base 28 to 882 and encodes 284 amino acids.
UUGGGAAACUCCGGGACACUCGUCGCCAUGGGAGGAAGACGCAGAGGCGCACCUGGAUAUGAUGAGGACUUCACCUUCGUCAGUCCAGUCGUCAAGUAUCUGCUGUUCAUGUUUAAUUUUAUAUUUUGGAUAAUCUCCCUGGUGUUGGUGUUAAUCGGCGUGUAUGCCCGCGUGAUGAAACAUGCAGAGGCAGCUCUGGCGUGUCUGUCGGUGGACCCCGCUGUAAUGCUGAUGAUUGUGGGGAUCCUCAUGUUCAUCAUCACUUUCUGUGGGUGUGUGGGCUCCCUGCGAGAAAACAUUUGCCUCCUGCAGACAUUCUGUAUCUGCCUGACAGUGAUCUUCAUGCUGCAGCUGGUUGCUGGGAUCCUGGGCUUCAUCUUUGCUGAUAAGGCUCGAAAUAAAGUGACUGAAAUGAUCAAUGACGCCAUCAUCUACUACAGAGAGGAUAUUGAUCUGCAAAACCUCAUUGACUUUGGUCAGAGAGAGUUUAGCUGCUGUGGUGGUGUGACGUACACCGACUGGUCGCAGAACAUGUACUUCAACUGCAACAAGGACAACCCCAGCAGGGAGCGCUGUUCUGUCCCCUUCUCCUGUUGUCUCAUAUCCACAGACAAGCAGAUGGUUAUCAACACCAUGUGCGGGCAGGGCAUGCAGGAAUUAGAGUACAUUGAAGCUGGGAAUCACAUCCACACCAAUGGCUGCAUAGACAAGUUGGUGAACUGGAUCCACAGUAACUUGUUCCUACUGGGAGGCAUCGCACUGGGACUGGCCAUACCGCAGCUGGUUGGAAUCCUCUUGUCUCAGAUUUUGAUCAACCAGAUCAAAGACCAGAUUGAGCUGCAGAACUACAACCUCAAGCACCGCUCCGACCCGUGGAGCUGAUACAGGCCGGAUCACGCCUGAUUGUAAUGAAUGGCACCAGAAAUGAGGUCUGUCACCAACAGGUAGGGAGUGAGAAUCACAAAAGUAAACAUCAGUCAUCCCUGCCUGGACUGAGCCUUCAGCGUCGCUGCUCGUGGACUCAGAAAUACAAGAUGCAUGUUAAGGGAGCACAUGGACAAAUCGUGACUGUGCUUUCACAUAUUUGGCAAGCUGGUGGAAGUCCACACACACAAAGGAAACAGAUGCAGAAAAAGGACUCUGUCGCCGCCUACUGGACAUAAACCAUGCCUGCACUGACCAAACUUUACAGUAGUAGUUAGUUAGUAGUAGUAGUAGUUAGUAGUAACACCCAAAACAGGGGCAGGGGUGUGGGGGGUGCUCGGGGUGGGGGGGGCACCGAUGAGAUCAUUGACCUUUAAACACAAACUGGUAUCAGUAUAGUCUUUCAAGUCUAAGUUAUUUUUUAUCAUUCACUUUAUUUUUUUAUCAUAAAUGUUAAACAGGAGUGUCAGUUAAUGUAUGGUAUAUUUGCAUAUUUCAUUUCCUUGGUGUUGAGCAUUUUCGACCAUUUACUGAUUUUAAAAGUUGUAUGUAUGCUCAGAAAUGCUGCUUUUGGCUGUUAAUGUGUGUACGUUCAAGAACAUAAAUCAUGAAUGCACAUUA